GGUGUGAAGCUUCAGCCUAUUAGUUUCUCCAAUGUCAUCAAAUUACUUACGGAUCCUCAUUCGAUAACACUUCACAGUCGUCAUACUCAUGCCCUGCAAAGGCUAAUCAAGCAUUAUCAACAUGGAUUUCUUUUGAAGGACUUGGUGCAGGUUUUCAAGGUGCUGAAUGUGAUGGCUGAUAGGGUUUCAGAUUUGCCUCUGUACCUCACCCCUAUGAUAAACAUCCUGAAAAUUUGCAGGUUAGUGAAAGGGAAAAUGGUGUGUUUUAUCCAACUGCAGUGGGAGCUCUAA
This is a messenger RNA of Anneissia japonica, 291 nucleotides long. RefSeq names its product cilia- and flagella-associated protein 69-like. The record is from RefSeq and is a predicted model, not a curated record. Gene Ontology annotation, cellular component: non-motile cilium; sperm midpiece. Gene Ontology annotation, biological process: positive regulation of flagellated sperm motility. NCBI's taxonomy places the organism in Eukaryota, Metazoa, Echinodermata, Crinoidea, Comatulida, Comatulidae.